Messenger RNA from Symsagittifera roscoffensis, 1714 nucleotides. RefSeq lists its product as uncharacterized. NCBI's taxonomy places the organism in Eukaryota, Metazoa, Xenacoelomorpha, Acoela, Convolutidae. Bases 136 to 1473 code for a protein of 445 amino acids. The record is from RefSeq and is a predicted model, not a curated record. The transcript has 3 exons. Gene Ontology annotation, molecular function: thiopurine S-methyltransferase activity.
CUUUUAAUUCGUUUUAAGUGUGAAAUAAGAUAAGAUAUCUGAAGCCGAAGGCAGGCUAAAGAUUUUAGUUCAAACCUAAUUUCAUUUCUGCAUUUUUAGUCGUAGAAGUCGUUCGUGCGCCCUCAAUUUCCAAAGAUGACCAUCACUAAGAGCUCCGAGUACGUCUCACCCUGGACUCUCUGCAAUCACCUGUCAAAAUACGUGGACCUAAUAAUCCCCUCCCCCACUCCAGAAACUACCGUCCUCUUUCUAAACUCCCCCAACUUCGAUUUCAUCGCUGAAGUGUUGAAACUUGGGGUCAAAGUUCACGUCGUGGAACAGGACAAAGAAAUCGGCGAGAAACUGAUUGCCUUUUUCCAAGAAGGUCCGAAUGCGUUAGCUGCAAGCAACGGCGAAGUGUCGACAUACUACUCGGCCGACAAGCGACUAAGUCUAUACAAUCUUCAUUUCCGAUCAUAUCAUACAGGUGAUGUGAAAUUUGACGCCGUCUUUGAUAUCGGGUUGUUGCCAACGCUUCCCGACAUCCGCGAAGCACGAAGAGCUUUCGGCGAGAAACUGAUUUCAGUCUGUGCCGAAAACGCGAAAAUGGUGUUUUUCGUCGUAGAAAACAUGAAAGGAAUUACGAAUGGUAACAUAAGAGAACUGUCGGUGAUUGAGAUCAAUUUCGCGUACGGGAGAAACUUUUUCGUAAAAAAAGACAUCGAAGUCGAAAAUCCUGUUGGUUACACAGAAAUUCUAUACACGGCUAACAAAACAGCAAGAGGGGGCGAAUUUUACGACGCCAAAUACUCUAAAGGCUAUUCACCCUGGCAUAUGGACAGUGUGAACUACAAUUUGCUCAAGCAUUACCCGAAUAUUCAACCCGCGGGCGAACCGCUGAGGAAAAUUUUGGUCCCAAUGGCCGGAAAAACAGUGGACAUAAAAUGGCUGGCGGAUAAAGGCCAUGAAGUUGUAGCGGUCGAGAUUUCUCAAAGCGCGUGUCGCGAAGUCUUCCAACGUGAUGACAUUCCGUUUGAAGAGCUCGAUUGUCCAGCUGUGAAGGGAAAAUUGUUCAGAAGUUUGGACGGAAAGAUCAAAAUGUACUGUUGUGAUAUAUUUAAUUUCACGGCUGAAAUUGAAGGUCAGUUCAAAAGCGUGUGGGAGAGAGGGGCGGUCAUUGCAUUUGAGGAAGACUUGAGAAAGAAAUAUUUCGAGCACGUGAAAACUUUGGUGACUGUCGGCUGUGCUUGGAUGAGUUCUAUCUUCCAGUAUGACCGAAACGUGUAUUACAACCACCCCUAUUGCGUCAACCACGAUGAGAUCAUGUCCGUAUAUGGAGAAGACGAGUUCAAAGUGACGUCACUAGACGAGACUGUGUUUCCGGCCGACCGAAAAUACACCGAAGAAGAGUCCAAAAAUGUGAUGGUGAAGUUACUUCAGAGAAACCAGUUGAAAACGGUCUCCGAUCGAGUCUAUUUGUUCACUAAACUGUAAAUAGUGCCUAAGUUAUCUAGUGCAUUAUGAAUAUUAAAAAUAAAAAAAUCGGGUCUAAAGUUUAAAAAUUGUCAUAUUCGCGUGUUUUAAUUUUUGUAACCGAAGUGUAUGUAGUAAAGCAUUCAUAUUUCGAUGCUAAAGCCUUUUUAUUGUCCUUUUAAUUCUAUUUUAUUUGAUGCCACGUGUUGAUGGAUUGCCGCAAAAGUAUUUUUUGGUAUGUGAAUUGAACUUUUCGUAGUCA